AUGCCUUACCCCAGCCAAGCUGCCGCCACUCUAUUCGAGCCUGAGAAGAGACCUUUGAUUCCGACCCAGACAGCUGGUCGGAUCAACCGCCUCGUGAGGCUAGCCCCGAAUGUCGAGUCCAGGUCCGGCAUUCAUCCUCCACUUCUCACUUUUCACUCUCUUUCCUCCUCAUCGGUAGGAAACUUUGCUCUGUUGCCUCCGGCAGUCAUCACAUUCGUUUUGUUGUUGGCCCGACUCCCUCCCAGGAUCUUGAUUAGAUCCCUGACCCUCCGCCCCUUCAAACAUCCAGUCUCUCGCUCCUCAUUGUGUGCGCUUGAUCCUCCUUCUCUUGUCGUUGUCGAGGUCUUUGGUUGGAGUCUUUCAAGCUUCACUUCCAAUUUACACAAUCUCAAGCCAGCCACCAUGGCUCACCGUCCCGCACCGCCACCUCCUCCCAUGGCGGAGAGCAGCCGCCCUCCCCUGUCUCCUCUCUCAGGAGCUACAACACCGGCUCGUAGCCAGCGAAGCCUCUCUAUUCCGAGGCCAUUUGGAUCUCGAAUCCAGUCACAGGGCUCUUCUGUCGUUGGCUUCACCACAGAAGACCUCCCCUUCGGCGUCCGUACACCCGGCUCCUUCGGUCACCGCUCAUGGCAAUCUCGUGGCGGCGAGUCUGCUGCCUCCUUCGUAUCUUCCGUCCAGACUGAAGAGGCGAAGCUGAGAUGGGACUCUGACUCGGAGCUGAAGCUUGUGUCCAAGUCGCUCUUGCGGUUCCAGAAAUGGUGUCUGCUCAUCGGCUUGCUGUGUAUCAAUGCUGCCCUCAUCUACGUGUCAUUCACGUACCACGUCGCCCACUACUUCUUCAUGGUGCUUCUCAGCUCCAACACCGUCCUCCAAUUCAUAAUGAUCGUCUUUAUUCUGGGCCACUUCAUCUUCAAGGGUAUCUUCUUCUGCUUCCGCCGCAAAGAGAAGGUGCCAGAGACCCCUGAGAGAAUGGUCAUGCUUCUGCCAUGCUACAACGAGACGUUUCAGGAGCUUACUCGAUCUCUGGACUCUUUGGUUGCGCAGAAGAACAUUGACGACCACCCGCGCAUGAUCUUCAUCGUGGUCGACGGCAACGUCAAGGGCGCUGGUAUGGAGAAGACCACGCAGGAGUACCUUCUCGAGGACAUCUUAGAGCCCGGCCCAACGCGCUUCUUCGAGAACGGGUACCGCGCUCGAGACGGUCUUUUCAUGCCGACCAAGAUCCAAACUGGUUACUACAAGGGCAUUCCGUAUGUCUUUGUCGGCAAGCGUUACAACCAAGGCAAGCGUGACAGCUUGUGCUUUGCCCGUUCGUUCUUGUACCAUUUCCACAAGCGCUCCACCAACAUCAUGACCAUGUUCAGCAAUGAGCUGUUUGAGCAUCUGGGCAACGCGUUCGUCUCCCAGGGCCUCGAAAAUGUCGAAUACCUCGUUGGUAUGGACGCCGAUACUGUGUUCGAUGAGUUCUGUAUCUGGGAAAUGUUGAGAGAAAUCCGCAAGAACCCCAAGCUCGUUGGUGUCUGUGGCCACGUCUGUGUCGACUAUGACGGCAAGAACUGGGGUCUCUGGUCGCUGUACCAGUCGGUCGAGUACUCCCAAACCCAAGGUCUCCGUCGCAUGUUCCAAUCCCGCAUCACCGGAAAGGUCAACUGCCUCCCCGGUUGCUGUCAGCUGAUCAAGAUUGACGAGGCCACUUUCGGCGACGAGGUCCUCCGCCAGCGGUUCGGAUACUGCCCCAAGCCCAACGAUCUCAUGACGCAGCACAUCAUGGGCAACUACUCGGAGGACUCGAUUCACGCCAGCAUCAUCUUCUCGCUCUUCCCCCAGCGCCAGACCGCCCAGGCCCUACGCGCCAAGGCCUUCACCAUUGUGCCGCAAGACUGGAAGGUCUUCCUGUCCCAGCGCAAGCGUUGGGCUCUCGGUUCAAUCUCCAACGAGUUCGUCAUGAUCUUCCGCCCCGGCAUCAUCCCCAUCGAGCGUCUUCAAUCCAUCAUUGCCGUCAUGACAUGGUUUAUCACACCCUUCAUCAUGGCCGCCGUCAUCGCUUUGAUCAUCAUCCUCUGCCGUCGUGGUGAUGAGUUGGUGAGGGAUCCGGUCUUCAUGUCGCUGUUCGCCCUGCUCUUGUUCCGAUACAUCUACUCCUUCUGUAUCGGAUUCUGGCUACCGAGAAACAUGCUCGAGCGCAUGCAAUACUUUGUCGGCUACUUCUUCCACCUGUGCACGUCGCCCUUCCUCAACAUGAUCAUCUUGGGGUACUCCCUCGUCUACUCGGACGAUUUCAAAUGGGGCAAGACCCGCGAGGUCAUCAAGGGCGGUGACGACGAGAAGAUGGACGCUGAGGGCGGUCGUGGCACUCUUUAA
Molecule: messenger RNA, 2361 nt
Organism: Colletotrichum lupini
Lineage: Eukaryota; Fungi; Ascomycota; Sordariomycetes; Glomerellales; Glomerellaceae
Product: glycosyltransferase family 2
Exons: 4
Coding region: 1-2361 (786 amino acids)
Cellular component (GO): cell septum; cell periphery
Molecular function (GO): chitin synthase activity
Source: RefSeq, a predicted model, not a curated record